AUGUCUAAUCUCACGCUAUCAGAAGCAAAAAAUAAAAGAGCUCACAUAAGAGCAUCGGCGACACGGCUAAAAACUUUCAUAGAAGGUUAUGAUCCUAAUCAAGGAUUACGACACGACAUUACCGAACGUAAGGUUAAGCUAUCAGAUUUGUGGGAUCAAUUUGAAGCCGUUCAAUCGCACAUAGAAACAAUUGAAAAGGAGGAUCCCGCGAAUACAGACAAAGAUGCCCUACUGGCACGACAAAUCCAACAAAGGGAUAGCUUUGAAAAUCCUUAUUUUCAUUUGGUAUCGCGUUACGACACUGUAUUAGAACAUUUCGAUCGGCGUGAGGCUACAGCUUCAAUAUCUAACGAGCUUAAUAAUGUAGGGAACAUCGCAAGACAAUCUCGCGUCAAAUUACCUAAAAUAGAACUUCCAGUUUUUUCAGGCUCUUACGAAGACUGGUACUCGUAUCAAGACACAUUUGAAAAGCUUAUUCACACAAAUGACAUUCUCGAUGAUAUAGAAAAGUUCCACUAUUUACGCUCAUCUUUAAGGAGCACCGCAGCGGAAGUGAUAAGCUCUAUAGAAAUUACAACAGACAAUUAUCAAGAGGCGUGGGCGACAAUAAAGGAUCGUUUCGACAACAAAAGAUGGAUCAUAAAUAAACACAUCAAGGGGAUGUUCGAAGCACCAUCGCUUAUCAAGGAAAAUCACGUCGCAUUGCGCGAAUUAUUGGAUACCAUUCUGAAGCAUCUGAGGUCUCUUAAGGCUCUGAAAAGGCCCACGGACACAUGGGACGACUUGAUUAUCACGUAA
Messenger RNA from Nylanderia fulva, 798 nucleotides. The record is from RefSeq and is a predicted model, not a curated record. NCBI's taxonomy places the organism in Eukaryota, Metazoa, Arthropoda, Insecta, Hymenoptera, Formicidae.